This is a messenger RNA of Culex quinquefasciatus (southern house mosquito), 826 nucleotides long. Its product is annotated as cytochrome c oxidase subunit 4 isoform 1, mitochondrial. The record is from RefSeq and is a predicted model, not a curated record. Gene Ontology annotation, biological process: mitochondrial electron transport, cytochrome c to oxygen. Bases 106 to 645 code for a protein of 179 amino acids. The transcript is spliced from 3 exons. NCBI's taxonomy places the organism in Eukaryota, Metazoa, Arthropoda, Insecta, Diptera, Culicidae.
ACAUCGCUCGACACACGGCCUCAUGCUAGAAAAGUGACAGUUCUCCUCUUUGCAUUUUCGAUUCGGUCACAAAGUCCGCACAGAAUCGUCAAAACCCCGAGAGAGAUGGCCAACGUGAACGUAGCUCAGGUGGUGCUGCGCAAUGCCCUCCGCACCAAGCUCGGAGCGGUCCGGUACGCCAGCUCGGACAUGAUGCUGCAGAAGAUUGGCAAGCGCGAGGUCGUUGGCCACGGCUGGAACGGCAUGCCGGUGUACGCCGACCGCGUCGACUUCCCCUUCCCGGCCAUCCGCUUCAAGGAGCCGACGCCCGAUGUGCUGGCCCUCCGCGAGAAGGAGAAGGGCUGCUGGAAGAAGCUGUCCGUCCAGGAGAAGAAGGCCCUGUACCGCGCCUCGUACUGCCAGACCUUCUCGGAGAUGAAGUACCCGAGCGGCGAGUGGAAGAUGUGCCUCGGCUUCGGGCUGAUCGCCAUCUCGAUGAGCAUCACCUGCAUGCUGCUGAUGAAGGCGUUCGUGUACGAGAAGAUUCCGGAAACGUUCGACGACGAGCACCAGAAGGCCCAGCUGAAGCGUAUGCUGGACCUGGGCGUCGGUCCCGUCAACGGACUCUCGUCCAAGUGGGACUACGACAACAACAAGUGGAAGUAAGCUGCUGCUUGGUGUGUGAAGCUGAGCGAGUGGGCACUUUAACUAGUUAAUUACUGUGUAUUAUCAUGUCUGCAAACGGGGCGCCGGGGUUUCCGACUGGUUUUCCCGGAAUUGGGUUUGAAAUUUAUCGAAGGGUUCGAGAAAUGCAAAGAAAAAUAAAACACCUGGAAGACUAGAAAGA